Molecule: messenger RNA, 2773 nt
Organism: Quercus lobata
Lineage: Eukaryota; Viridiplantae; Streptophyta; Magnoliopsida; Fagales; Fagaceae
Product: pentatricopeptide (PPR) repeat-containing protein
Exons: 2
Coding region: 222-2678 (818 amino acids)
Molecular function (GO): protein binding; mRNA binding
Source: RefSeq, a predicted model, not a curated record
CAAAGCAGUUUCUUAAAAAAAAAAAAAAGUUGUGAGCCUAAGCCGGAACUGCUUUCGAUCAGCACCAGUCCCUCAGCCGUUGGCCGUUGGCUGUUGGCCGUCGACUUUCCCCUUCUCUUCUUGGCUGGAGAAAGUGAGACAGACAAUUUCAAGGGUAACCAUGGCCUUCGUAACCACCGUAUAAGCCCGUUGCCAAGCUCAGUGAGUGCCGAUAGCCUCAAAUGGCAAGGCGUGUCCAUCUUCUUCCCAAGUUCUUCCUCACCACUCCAACCAAACCCCAAAAUCCCAUCUCAGUCCCUCUCUCCCAAUGCCUCUGCUCAGCCUCUACCCCUGAAGACCCUACUAAAACCCCAACAGAAAAUCAUAACCCUACCACCCUUCAUGAAAAACAACGCCUUGAUCAAGUUCAAAAGCUCCGAAUCCUCCUCCAACAUGGCCGAAUGGAAACCGCUCAUAGGCUCAUCAAGACCCUCGUUCACUCCAAAGAUCCAUUCUCUUCGCCCUCUGAUCUUUUCACCCUCUUUUCCCUCUCUUCACCCUCCAUGAAGCCUGCUUUCUCUGACGUGCUAUUGUUGGUUUGUUCAGAGUCCAAAAUGACAACCGAAGCCACAGAAUUGUAUACCUUAAUGAAGAAAGAUGGUACUUUUCCUUCUUUGGCUUCUUUCAAUAUGUUGCUUGAGUCAUUGGUGGCUUCAAAACAGUUUAAGAGAACACUGGAUUUGUUUUCGGAGUUUUUGGAGUCGGGUAUUCGACUUGAUAGGUUCACAUAUAGUAAGGCAAUUCUGGCGGCGGUGAAGUUGGGGGACUUGAAUAGGGCCUUUGAGUUGCUGAAUAAUAUGAAGAAUAGCAGGGUGAGUCCUCAUGUGUUUGUUUACAAUGUGUUGCUUAGUGGGUUGUGUAAAGAGAAGAGAAUGAGGGAUGCGGAGAAGGUUUUUGAUGAAAUGCUGAAGAGGAGAUUGGUGCCGAGUUUGGUUACAUAUAAUACAUUGAUUGAUGGUUAUUGUAAGGUUGGGGAAUUGGAGGGUGCCUUUGGUUUGAGAGAAAGGAUGAAGGUGGAGAAUGUGGAGCCGAGUCUUGUUACGUUCAAUUCAUUGCUUAGUGGGCUUUGUCGGGCACGGAGAAUGGAUGAUGCCAAGAGGGUGUUGGAAGAAAUGGAGGCCCAUGCAUUUGUGCCAGAUGGAUUUACUUAUAGUAUUCUAUUCGAUGGGCAUUUGAGGUGUGGUGAUGAUGAGGCUUCAUUGGCUUUGUAUGAAGAAGCAAUUGGAAAAGGUGUAAGGUUUAACAACUAUACUUGUAGCAUUUUGUUAAAUGCGUUGUGCAAAGAAGGGAAGAUGGAAAAGGCAGAGAAGGUAUUGAAGAAGCUAAUUGAGAAUGGACUUGUUCCAGAUGAGGUAAUGUAUAACACAAUUGUAAAUGGAUUUUGUCGUAGGGGUGAGGUGGACAGAGCCAUUUUGAUGAUUGAACAAAUGGGAAGUCAUGGGUUGCUGCCGAAUUGCAUCACUUUCAAUACUUUAAUUGACAAGUUUUGUAACAUGGGGGAGAUGGAUAAGGCAGAGGAGUGGGUAAAGAAGAUGGCAGAGAAAGGAGUUUCCCCAAAUGUUGAGACAUAUAACACCCUUAUUGAUGGCUAUGGACGAAAGUUAUUGUUUGAUAGGUGUUUCCAGAUUCUUGAAGAAAUGGAAAAUAAAGGGCUAAAGCCAAAUGUUGUAAGCUAUGGUUCUCUCAUACAUUGUUUUUGCAAGGAUGGUAAGCUACUUGAAGCUGAGAUAAUCCUCAGGGAUAUGGUAGGAAGAGGGGUUUUGCCAAAUGCACAGAUAUAUAAUAUGCUCAUUGAUGGUAAUUGUACGGCAGGGAAACUGAAAGAUUCUUUUAGGUUUUUGGAUGAAAUGGUGAAAAAUGGGAUAGGAGCAACACUUGUAACCUACAAUGUGCUCAUUAAUGGGCUCUGUAAAAGGGGAACAAUGAUAGAAGCCGAAGAUUUGGUUUCCCAGAUCACUUCUUGUGGUUAUAAUCCUGAUGCUAUCACAUACAACUCCCUAAUCUCGGGGUAUUCCAAUAUAGGAAACAUCCAGAAAUGUCUCAACUUAUAUGAAAAUAUGAGGAAGUUGGGCAUUAAACCUACUUUAAAUACCUAUCAUCCUCUAAUUAGUGCAUGCAGUGAGAAAGAUAUAGUGCUUGUAGAGAAUUUGUUUGAUGAAAUGUUACAGAUGGGUUUGUCUCCUGAUCGAGUUGUAUAUAAUGCACUUAUUCACGGUUAUGCAAAACAUGGUGACGUUCAAAAGGCAUUUGCUUUGUAUCAUGAGAUGAUAGACCAGGGUAUUCAUGCUGACAAGAUGACCUAUAAUAGCUUGAUUCUGGGGAACUUUAGAGAGGGAAAGUUGUCUGGAGUAAAGGAUAUUAUUAAUGAUAUGAAGGCUAAAGGAUUUGUUCCUAAAGCUGAUACUUAUAACAUACUUGUUAAGGGGCAUUGUGAACAAAAGGAUUUCACAGGGGCAUAUGUUUGGUACAGAGACAUGUCUGAUAACGGUUUUCCCCUAAAUGCCUGUACAUUCAAUGAGCUCAUCACUGGCCUUCGACAGGAGGGGAGGUUGCAAGAGGCCCAGAUUGUUUGCUCUGAAAUGAAGGUUAAACUAAUGGAUGAUUGGAGCAUCACUGAUAAACUUUCUGUUGUUGCCUAAAAGAAAGAUGUUUGGACUGUGGUUAAGCUCUCAGCACAAUAUUUUGCUGAGAAAGAGAGACACAGAUAUUAUAUCAGAAAACUUGUUCCUUAGUU